Leopardus geoffroyi (Geoffroy's cat) is the source of this 8787-nucleotide messenger RNA. RefSeq names its product protein kinase C alpha (gene PRKCA). NCBI's taxonomy places the organism in Eukaryota, Metazoa, Chordata, Mammalia, Carnivora, Felidae. Gene Ontology annotation, biological process: protein phosphorylation. The record is from RefSeq and is a predicted model, not a curated record. The transcript is spliced from 19 exons. Bases 220 to 2310 code for a protein of 696 amino acids. Gene Ontology annotation, molecular function: zinc ion binding; diacylglycerol-dependent serine/threonine kinase activity; ATP binding.
GCCCGGCGCCGGGCUGUCAGUGAGCGUGGGGCCAGCGAGCGAGCGAACGGCUCCGGCUCCCGCGCCCGCUCCGGCCCGACUCUUCUCCGGCCGCCGCCGCGCCGCGACCUCGGCCGCCGGCCCGCGUUCCUCCCCCGCCCGGGGUCGCCCGCCCCCGCCCCCCGGCCCUCCCCGGCUGCUGCCGCUCCCCGGCGGAGGCAAGAGGUGGUUGGGGGGACCAUGGCUGACGUUUUCCCGGCCAACGACUCCACGGCGUCUCAGGACGUGGCCAACCGCUUCGCCCGCAAAGGGGCGCUGAGGCAGAAGAACGUGCAUGAGGUGAAGAACCACAAAUUCAUCGCCCGCUUCUUCAAGCAGCCCACCUUCUGCAGCCACUGCACCGACUUCAUCUGGGGGUUUGGGAAACAAGGCUUCCAGUGCCAAGUUUGCUGUUUUGUGGUUCACAAGAGGUGCCAUGAAUUUGUCACUUUUUCUUGUCCUGGUGCGGAUAAGGGACCGGACACUGAUGACCCCAGGAGCAAGCACAAGUUUAAAAUCCACACUUAUGGAAGCCCCACCUUCUGUGAUCACUGUGGGUCAUUGCUGUAUGGACUUAUCCAUCAAGGGAUGAAAUGUGACACCUGUGAUAUGAACGUGCACAAGCAGUGUGUGAUCAAUGUCCCCAGCCUCUGUGGGAUGGACCACACAGAGAAGAGGGGCCGGAUCUACCUGAAGGCUGAGGUCACCGAUGAAAAGCUCCAUGUCACAGUACGAGAUGCAAAAAAUCUAAUUCCUAUGGAUCCAAAUGGGCUUUCAGAUCCUUACGUGAAGCUGAAACUCAUUCCUGAUCCCAAGAACGAGAGCAAGCAGAAAACCAAAACCAUCCGCUCCACACUGAACCCCCAGUGGAAUGAGUCCUUCACAUUCAAAUUGAAACCUUCUGACAAAGACCGACGGCUGUCCAUAGAAAUCUGGGACUGGGAUCGAACCACAAGGAACGAUUUCAUGGGAUCCCUUUCCUUUGGAGUCUCGGAGCUGAUGAAGACACCGGCCAGUGGAUGGUACAAGUUGCUUAACCAAGAAGAAGGUGAGUACUACAACGUACCCAUUCCAGAAGGAGAUGAAGAAGGAAACGUGGAGCUGAGGCAGAAAUUCGAGGGAUGUUAUGUCCACUUCUUGAAGAAAGCAAAGCUCGGCCCUGCUGGUAACAAAGUCAUCACUCCUUCAGAAGACAGGAGACAACCUUCCAACAACCUUGACAGAGUGAAACUCACAGACUUCAAUUUCCUCAUGGUGCUGGGGAAGGGGAGUUUUGGAAAGGUGAUGCUCGCUGACAGGAAGGGGACAGAAGAACUGUAUGCCAUCAAAAUCCUGAAGAAGGACGUGGUGAUUCAGGAUGACGACGUGGAGUGCACCAUGGUGGAGAAGCGAGUCCUGGCCUUGCUUGACAAGCCCCCGUUCCUGACACAGCUACACUCCUGCUUCCAGACGGUGGAUCGACUGUACUUUGUCAUGGAAUACGUCAACGGUGGGGACCUCAUGUACCACAUCCAGCAAGUGGGAAAAUUUAAGGAACCACAAGCAGUAUUUUAUGCAGCCGAGAUCUCCAUUGGAUUGUUCUUUCUUCAUAAAAGAGGAAUCAUUUACAGGGACCUGAAGUUAGACAACGUCAUGCUGGACUCAGAAGGGCAUAUCAAGAUUGCUGACUUCGGGAUGUGCAAAGAGCACAUGAUGGAUGGAGUCACAACCAGGACCUUCUGUGGGACUCCAGAUUACAUUGCUCCAGAGAUAAUCGCUUAUCAGCCGUAUGGGAAAUCCGUGGACUGGUGGGCCUAUGGCGUCCUAUUAUAUGAAAUGCUAGCUGGACAGCCUCCAUUUGACGGCGAAGAUGAAGACGAGCUGUUUCAGUCGAUAAUGGAGCAUAACGUUUCUUACCCAAAAUCCUUGUCCAAGGAGGCCGUUUCCAUCUGCAAAGGCCUGAUGACCAAACACCCCGGCAAGCGGCUGGGUUGCGGGCCCGAGGGGGAAAGGGAUGUGCGGGAGCACGCCUUCUUCCGGAGGAUCGACUGGGAGAAACUCGAGAACAGGGAGAUCCAGCCGCCCUUCAAGCCCAAAGUGACUUUCUGUACCAAAAUGCACUGGCUUCAGUGGUCAUCCAGGCCUUCGUGUGGCAAAGGUGCAGAAAACUUUGACAAGUUCUUCACGCGAGGGCAGCCUGUCUUGACACCGCCUGAUCAGCUGGUCAUUGCUAACAUAGACCAGUCUGAUUUCGAGGGGUUCUCGUAUGUCAACCCCCAGUUUGUGCACCCCAUCUUACAGAGCGCAGUAUGAAACUCACCACCGAGAACUAACGCCUCCCCAGCCCCCAGCCCUCCAGCAGUGGGAAAUGAUCCUUAACCCUAAAAUUUUAAGGCCAUGGCCUUUUCUUCCGUUCCAGAUGGAGGCCUGAAAAUUUUAGGGUUAUUAGUCCAAAUGUGAGUAACUGUUCAGGGUUUCUGUCUUACAACCAAGAACGUUAUCUUAGUAGAAGGCAGUAUCAUGUACAGUGUUCAGUUUAAGUAUGUAGAAGUCACAUCUGGCUGUAGAUUAACCCUUCCUAAAAAACAAACUCUCCCCCUUUUUUGGUACGGUUUGAUAUAUAUUCCAUGCCCUCUGUCAGUUUCCACCAUUGGGAUCCCCCCAACCAGAGAUGUUCAAAUGAACCUGUCCCGGUCCAGUGGGCAAGAUAAUAUCUCCACCUGAGAUGUCUUUGGACUCCAAGAAUGGGGACCCCAGAAUGUGAGCCAGGCGGGAUUGGGGGUAGGGGAGACUUGGAAAUACCCGCUGCUUCUGUUCUCUGCCUCAGUGGAAACAGUCCCGAGAUGAAUCAAGUCCCUACCGGUGAGUCAUUUGCAAGCUGUUACCAGACGUUGACUGUCUUAACCCAAGCAUGGUUCAGUGAUGACCGGUUUUAAAAAACAGACACCUCAGAGGAAUGUUGGUGGGUCUGUCAGCUGCCCUAUUUGGAUGAUAAAUUAUCUUGAUACUUGCAUUUCUUUGUAAGAGGCCAAAUCUAAGAACUUUGCUAAAUCAGCAUGUGACAUCAUUUCAGAUCAAGGAUAACCCAGUGUGUGUGUACGUUCAUUUUAAUCUCUGGGAGAUUAUUCCGUGAUCCAGGGUGCCAUCCGCAAUCAUGCCACUACUCGUGAGUGUUGUUAGCCAACCCCCACCCCAACCAAUAUUUUGCUGCCUACUUCCUAAGAAGCUGAAGGAUACGCCCCAUCCCCUUUUGUACUUAUUUAUUUAAUAGGCUGUGGUGUCGUUGAUGAGAGUAUUGCUGUAAAGUAACUGAACAGAGUGUUGACUGUAGCAUAAGUCUCCAUCGAUCGGUAUCUCUCCCAUCUCCAGCCCCUGACAUCCGCUAAGGGACAGAAACCAAUGCAGUUUCGGUCCCCGUUUCCAGAUCAUGUUGAAUGGCACACCUGGAGGCGUAGAAUCAGGAAAAUCUGGAUGCACAUCAGCUCAAAGAUAUUUUAUUGCUCGAAGGAUUUUAAUAUGUUUUGCAAAUGCAUCAUGCAAUGAAUUUUGCAUGUUUAUAAUAAACCUUAAUUACAAGUGAAUCUAUAUUAUUGAUAUAAUCGUAUCAAGUAUAAAGAGAGUAUUAUAAUAAUUUUAUAAGACACAACUGUGCUAUAUUUGUGAAGGCUCUUGUUUCUAAUCUGCUUCUAUGAUUAAGUUUUAGCCUAAUCCCUUGCUGCCUCCUGUCCCCCCACCCCCACCCCGUGCAUACUCCGCACACUGGCACUGUAUCAGAUAUAUUAAUUUCCUGUCGUAGAUCUAAUUUUGAAAACGAAUGGCUCUUUUACGUGCUUAAUUUGAUUCUACCUGCAAACAAAAGUUUUGUUGUCGGGGAUCGUCUCCGAGAGGACACUCUCUCCCAGCUCCUUAGCCACAUCUUCUGUUCUGGUUCCUAUUCCACUCUUCCUCGUGGGGACAGCGGGAAGUGUCAGACUCCCGUACGUCUAGUGUGUUCGGGCAGGUGUGAUGUUGUUGCAGCCCCUGGGCUGGAUUUUGUUUGGUUUUUCCUUUUCAGCUUUGUUACUGUUAGUGGCUCGGGGUGGGAGGGACAGGAAGACGCCUUCUGCCACGUGUGCUUGGACGCAGCAGAAGGACUCUGUCCGCCUUGCCGCCCCCGGCACGACUUGCCGUUCCCUCCAGCACAUUACAGACUUCAUGAGACAAACCGUCCCGUCCAGCCGCCCCUGGGAACCGCCAUCCCCUGGCACUAACGGCAGACUCUUUAGAAGCUGCAGGUUUUCUCCCACCUGUUGCUCGAACUGGCCUUUCCGGUCUCGGCGAAGAGCGCUUCUGUGGUGAGAUGCUGUGCUAACAACACAAGGUCCUCAGAGAAGCCAGCCUCCUACAACAGAAAGAACAUGGAAGCAGGGAUCAUUUCGUACAGGGGCCUCUCCGUUUCCCCUUAUCCCCCAAAUGCGUCUCUCAACUAAGCACCUCCUCAUUUUUACUCUCUGGCUAUUUGCCUGAAAUUCACGUCACAACCGCUGAAGGGUCUUUGAGAUGGCAGACCCAGUCUGUCCUGGAAAGCCUGGACUGGAGGAAGAGGUGGGGUAGGCAGUGGAUCCUCCUGGAAAAGAGCAACUUCCUCCGCACCACCUUUUACGGGCGGUAGGCUUCAGAAUUCAGAAAGGGCCCCAGCACGCCCAGAGCUGCAGCUCCCCCUGGUCAGUGCACAUUUUGGGGACACUUCCCCACCAGGUACCCCUCGUUCAGUGCGAUAGAAAAGGGACCAGUUCAUAGAAUGAGCCUAAGAAACAAAAAAGCCAGACGCCCGCCCUGCCCCAGGACUGAGCAGCCGCGGGACGAACCCCCAGCCAAGCCCCAGGCAGUGAGGAAAUUUUCAGAAAGGAACUUGUGGGGUUAUGGACUAUUUGUUCCCGAGCCCCACGCUGGCUGCUUGUUUCUAAGCCAGCAGGAGUCUCAGGCUUUCCCUCGAACAGCCAACACAUUUCCGAAUUCAUACUUCUCCAGGAAACAUGUUCAGCAUCUCAGCCGGCUUGUAUUCUUUCAGAACGCAUGGCAGAGUCUUAAGAGGAGAUAUCCUGGCUGUGGGGCCCAGCACUUGGCCUGCAGGACAGCAGGCUUGAGCACAAACUUGAAGGAAAGACAGUAAAACUCAGGGCCUGGUGAAGUGUUACCCGUGCUGUACCCUGUUCGGUACGUGGCUUUGUUCCAAAUUUAGAUAAGGGCUAAAUGUUUUAAAGGUCUGAGAAGCCCAAGACCGUGAUUGCCGGAAGAGUAAACCAUGGGGGUCACCCUUGCCAACCGUUAGACCAGCUUAUAAAGGAAUUGAUUUAUAUAAGCCUGGGGCGUGGUCCCACUUCACGGGCAUCGUAUGAAAUAAAAGUGCAGGGAAGGGGUGCUUUGCUGGCCGCAGCGGGCGGCUGGAAUGAGGGAAGCACCUUGGAUGGCAGAUGACCGGGGGCCUCUUGAAAGACCAGCCCCUGAGCGCCGCCCGAAUCACUGAGGACCGCGGAGGUCCAGGGCCCGGGCAGAAUCUAGCACAAGCUACUUCUCCACCAGACUCCUCAGUCCGUAACUCUGAGAGGCCGUUCACGUCGCCUUGCGUCCUAUUGUCCCUUGGACGGUGGCUGCUUCUAAGCAGAACUUCGCUCCAAGGCUACAGACCAGAGGGCUGGCAGUCCUUCUCUUGGCGUCUUGUCUGAAGGCCCUAGAUGCUUGGCUUGGAUGGAAGGACGUGGAGUGUGCUCCUGGCUGCAGCCCGCAGAGGUUAAUGGGAGGUUCGCUGAAGGCGGGAAGCAAUUCAAAAGGUUGAUAGGAGACCCUAGGAACUGAAAUAAUCGCUCUCUGGCACAUCUACUUCUCUUUUAUCCCCGUGACCUAGUACCAGUGAAUGCAGACCUUCUUAGGAGAUGUGUUAGGCUUAGUAGGAAUUUUGGCAGAAAAUCAGAGAGUGUAGGCCACUCUAGAACUUCCCCUGACAUGGUUGGUUAAAAGGUGGUGAAAAACCAAGGUGGGUGUAAGCCAGCAGACGGUUGUGGAGCACGUCUCUGAGCUGCAGUCCUUAGCAGAGCGUGCAACUUAUUUGCUGGGAUGAAUACACAGAGCCCAAGAGAGACACCCGUUGACGUCCCGAGAAGGGAGAGGUUGGUGGAGGCCGAGGUCAGUAAGGCAUUCAAAGAAGAGCAGGGCUUGAGUGUGUCCAGGAGGAUUCUUGCAAGAAGGAGGAAGCCAGGAGAGCGUGGAAGGAGAGGGCAGCUCGGGAAGGAACCUGCUGCUAUUUCCAGUGGCUUUGCGCUGUUGGUUGUUGAUGCCCCUGCUGGUCCCGGAGAGCAGUUUUGCUGCCCGAAACACAGUCUAGUCCUCCUCAGGAAACAUCUCCUGAGUGCCAGCCAGUUCCUCACUAGUCCUUGAGGCCCCCUUCCCCUGCCUGCCUUGGAGGGGCUCACCAUUCCCUGGGCAGAGCCACACCAGCCAGCACACCCUGGAAGCCAGUAGGUCCCCAUCCAUUUUCUUCUGUGGCUUCCUGCCAAGAGUUAGGGCAGCCGGGGAUGGAUGGAGAAGUGGCAAAAAUAACUUAACACUGCAGUUCCCACCUGAUUGCACUUCGCAGAACAAAUUUGGGUUUUUCCUGCUGGGAUCUGACUUCUCAGUACCAAAGAGGGAGGAAAAGUGAGAGUCUUAUGUUUUUAAAUGCCUCAGAAAGGCAACACCAACUGACUGUCAUUUUCUCACUUUGGUCUGAUGAAGCCAAUCACCUCUUUCUUGUGUGUGCUUAUCACACCAUUUCCUGUCCCUUUAAACCCAGCAAGGGCGGGGCGCCUGUUCCCCCACCGAGCACACUCAACAGUCAUCAUCAAGAAAUAGACGCUGACCUGGGGACCCAGAUAGGAUGGUCCUAACAGUUACAGGAGCAGCAAAGCCAUGACAGUUACAAUGAAGGAAAGGGGCCCUCUACUGCUUAGUGACUGCACACUAAUUUGACAAGUGGAGAAAUCGUUUUUAAAACAUUUUCCUUGAGUUCCUUGGGUUACAUUUUAUGAAAUAUACCAGACUGUAAACAUUUCUGUCAUUUCCCAUCUGGGCCGACGCAACAAAUCUAGGGAAUGCCAUAUCUUUCUGCUGCAAAAGAUACAGAAAAUUGGGAAAGGUGACCUGAGUUAUAGCAAGCAAAGGCAUCUAGAAAUGGUGUCAACCCCCAUUCGGUUAAUUCUCUGAUGUCAGGGACUCUCGAAGAGUUGAAAUCCUGUAUGACCAGGAAUCCCAUGCCUCUGAUUUAUGUGAUCAGAUGUCAGUUCAUAACUGUGUAGGUCUCACUCAGUCAUGAAACAGCCUUACAGUGACCCUACACUAAGGCCCACGAGUUCCAAAGACUUUUUUUGAAACCCUUAGGAAGAAAUUAAUUUGUUAAUUCCAGUAGAACAACCGAGUAUACUGGGCUAUUUGUACUUUUUUAUGGAGAACUUUAAUAACUCAAUUCUUCUUUUAAGAUAAGUUUUUAAAAUAAAAUUACUGACACUUUCGUAAGAUUCCAAUCCCUUGGAGUCUAUAGGAGGACUCAGACGCGGUCAGGCUAGAGCACCCCUGACCUGCACUCCCACUGCAGGAUUUUCCCAUGCCAGUGGUAUAUGAAGUCCACAUCAGAACGGCUGGAAAUCAGGUGGAAUGUGUUGGCAGACUGAUGCCCUUCAUGUUUUUAAUGGACACUGGGGAUAACCGUCUAAGGUCUAGAGACUUUUUGGACCAUAGGAAAGAUAGCUUUGUUGUCCCCCUUCCAGAUGGAGCCCCAGGAUAGCAUUCCCCUGAGAUCCCUGGGGUCCCUUUCCUUGCUCUGUGAGGCUCUGUGACCACCUUUUGGUUUGAGGGGCAGGACAUUUCCUCAGCUCUGUCUCCAGUCCCCAUGGGUCCCCAAGUCUCACAUUCAGUGAGGAUUCAGAAGUGCCCUGUAGAGAUUUUGUCCACUGGGCAAUUCAGAUCUAAUUCAAUAUCCCCAAGAAAGAAGAGGUGUGACAGCAAGCACCCCCUGGGGCAUCUGUUUCAGAAUCCUCUCUUAUGUGAGUAGACAGAACCCCACUUUUCAGAAAACUAUCAAGUCUUUAUAAGAACCUUUUUUUUUUUCUUUUCUAAAAUAAGACAAAAGGUGGCUUUGCAUUUUCUGAUUAAACAACUGUGUCUUUGUCUCCUCUGCUUAACUUUAGGAGUAUUUAUUCCUGUGAUUGUUCGUAGAUUUUUGUUGAUAUUCUUCCUGGAAGGAUGUGAUUCUUUUCUUAAGGGGAUUAGCGGACUAUUCAAAAUCAUCCACCGAAGGCAGUUAUUCUUUUGAGUCUAAAUGGUCUAAAAAUUCACCUCAUAUCCUUUCUAUCAGGGUCUUUCAGAAUAGCUUUUAUAGAUGGUCAGAGACAUUUGAAGUCAUUGCUUUUGCCACAUGAUCGUGUGUGUGUGUGUGUGUGUGUGUGUGUGUGUGUGUGUGUGUGUGCGCGCGAAGGACAGGUCAUGUUUAAAUCGUUAAUUGAAAAACAUCGUGUAAGACCCCAAAUUCUGACGGAGGAGGAAGAGGAACAGGUGGAGGUUGAGGUUUUCUCUUCUGUAUAAGCACCUACGGACGAAAUGUAGAGGCCAUUCAACUGUCCAGUAACAUUUGGUUUAAAGCAGGCGAGAUAGAUGUAUAAAUUCAGUGCUUUCCCCACUUUGUAGAACCUCUGAUCUUCGUUUGCAUGAUAUGCUUUGUUAGACACAUUAAUUGUAGUUUGGAAGCAAGUGUGUACAAAUAAAUACAACGAUCAUUGCUCA